This is a messenger RNA of Ictalurus punctatus (channel catfish), 2078 nucleotides long. RefSeq names its product retinol dehydrogenase 8. The transcript has 7 exons. Lineage: Eukaryota; Metazoa; Chordata; Actinopteri; Siluriformes; Ictaluridae. The coding region runs from base 445 to 1377 and encodes 310 amino acids. Gene Ontology annotation, molecular function: estradiol 17-beta-dehydrogenase [NAD(P)+] activity. Gene Ontology annotation, cellular component: cytoplasm. Gene Ontology annotation, biological process: estrogen biosynthetic process. The record is from RefSeq and is a predicted model, not a curated record.
GCAAAGUUUCGGAGAUUUUAUGUGUUUAAUUAAACUGGUUAAAAUCUUGCAUUUCGAUUAAAGAUUUAAACAUGACCUGGCAACCGUAGAUAUCUGAUCAGUGUGUUGACCUGCUGAACGAAAGUGGAGUAAUGGAAAAAAUAAUGCUAUAAUAAAUAAUAAAUAUGUUACAGAGUACAUUUUUUUUAUUGGUAAACCUCUUUCAAAGGCAUUAAAGAAAGUGACACAGGCAGGAAAAUCCAGACUGUAAUUUAGAGUCGUUCCAGUGUAAUGCAGCUUCUCCAGACAUUUAAAAGAAGAUUAAGAUUAAGCACAAAUCUGGAGUAAUCCUGAGUCCCUGCUGGUCCUCACUGUGCAGUGAGUUUAGAGUAUAGAGGUGAAAGCGGAGGAAGCUGUAGCACUGCACUGUGUCUGAGACAGGAAGUGGUCACUGAAUGAGGCAUCAUGGCAACUCGAAGAGUUUUGGUGACAGGAUGUUCCUCUGGGAUUGGACUGGCUGUGGCUGUGCGUCUCGCCAAGGAUGAAUUGCAAAGGUUUAAAGUCGUGGCCACGAUGAGGGAUGUGGAGAAGAGAGCAGCACUGGAGACAGCAGCAGGAGAGACGCUGGGCAGAUCGCUGGAAAUCCAUCAGUUGGAUGUCUGCUGUGAGGACUCCAUCCGAGAGUGUGUGAACAGCCUGCCUGGCAGACGCCUCGACAUAUUGGUGAGUAAUGCUGGCAUGGGGAUGAUCGGGCCGCUGGAGUGCCAGAGCGUAAAGUGCAUGCAGGACGUCUUUAACACUAAUUUCUUCGGCUUGGUACGCCUGGUGAAGGAGGUGUUGCCCGACAUGAAGAGACGACAGAGUGGACAUAUUGUGGUGAUGAGCAGUGUGAUGGGCAUUCAGGGACUACUCUUCAAUGAUGUCUAUGCUGCUUCGAAAUUUGCCGUAGAGGGCUUGUGUGAGAGUCUCGCUGUGCAAGCUAUGACGUUUAACAUUAAGAUGACUUUGGUGGAGCCGGGGCCGGUGUUGACAGAGUUUGAGAGGAAGGUCUACGAGGACGCACAAAACAUGGACCUGUCCGGUACAGACGAUGAGACGGCCAGAAUUUUCCGUGAGAUUUACCUUCCUUACUCAGGAAAGGUGUUUUCAUCACUCGGCCAGAGGCCCGAGGAGGUGGCAGAGCAAAUAUUAGAGCUGAUUGUAUCAAAGGAUCCUCCGUUUCGUCACCAGACCAAUCGUCUGUACACGCCCAUGACCGCCAUGAAGCACGCAGACCCUACAGGACGCCUGCCUCUAGACGCCUUCUACAGGAUCAUCUUCCAGCACGACCGUCUGUUUAACGCCAGCCUCGGCUUCAUGCGCUUCUUACAGAAGAGGAUGACAAAGUCUAAAGUGUGAAAGGAGCGAAACAUCAUCCCAGCCACGACUUUUGAAUGAAUAUAGAAGUUAGGUCUAACUAGAUGGCCACGCAUGUGUGGGACUGUACAGAUUUAAUGAUGCUUUUAAAUCACGAAUGAGACGUAAUAAAACCUCUGGAGGCAUGCUGUUAUAGGAAAAUAAUCAGUGAUGAGGUGUUGUGAUGUGGCCCAUUGCGAAAGUCGAUUAUUUUCCUAUAACAGCAUGCUCCAAAGUGUUUUAUUCUUCUCAUAGCGCAGCAAUUUACCAACUAUUAAGUUCAUGAGCCGGAACAAACAAAAACACUGUAAGUGCAGAAGUGGGCGGGGCCGGUCAGAAUUCCUUCGGGAAUGGACGGAAACGAGACGCCUCCCGUGUACUCCUACACCCUCAAGGAUGGUGAGGUAUGCAAAUCUUGGAAUUUUUUUUUUUUUUUUAAUGACAUGAUGAUGGUGACUGUCAACUAAUGUAAAAGUUGUUAUUUAGUUUUAUGUGUAAAAUAAUGGCAUUGACUAAUAAUCAAAUGACUUUUGUGUUACAGUGAAAGCAUGAGGAUCGCAGAUUUAAGUGAUUAUGUUAAAAAACUUUCAUUGUUGAUUUAUUUCUUUUAUUCACUUUAAUUACGCAUGCUACAAGCAGUGAAAUUUCAGAAGUGUAGAAGUGUGCUCACAUGAACGCACACAAUAAAGGACACGUGACAGAAA